UUGCACCGGAUUCAUAGAGAUACACUGAGGGUUUCCCAAAAACUCACUGCACUGCGUCGGGAACGAGAUGAGCUUGAAACCAUGAAAGAAUGGUGGAGAGCAAAGGCAGAAGAGGAAAUAGAGGAAGAAGAUGAUGAUGAUGAGUUUAGUCAAAACAGUGACGUUGGAUGGGAAGAGAAGGAUAAAUGGAGAUACAUACUGCAGAAUGCCCUAGAGGAGGAAGAGUCUGUGGCCCGACAGUCUCUUUACGCCAUGGAAUUAGCCGCAAGAAGGGAGGACUGUGAAUGGGAAUGGUGUGUGCAG
This is a messenger RNA of Trypanosoma theileri, 303 nucleotides long. RefSeq lists its product as uncharacterized. The annotation marks the transcript as partial. The transcript has a single exon. The record is from RefSeq and is a predicted model, not a curated record. Lineage: Eukaryota; Euglenozoa; Kinetoplastea; Trypanosomatida; Trypanosomatidae.